Molecule: messenger RNA, 2777 nt
Organism: Mugil cephalus (flathead mullet)
Lineage: Eukaryota; Metazoa; Chordata; Actinopteri; Mugiliformes; Mugilidae
Product: E3 ubiquitin/ISG15 ligase TRIM25
Exons: 7
Coding region: 95-2278 (727 amino acids)
Molecular function (GO): zinc ion binding; protein binding
Source: RefSeq, a predicted model, not a curated record
CCCACCGGAGGGGGGAGCGCGAUUCAAAUCUUUGGCUCCGCCUCUGCUGCUCGUUCUUCAGGGGAAACAGAAACUAAACAUCGCUCGGAACAAAAUGGGAGCAUCGCUGGACACACCGACCAAGUGUCCGCUCUGCAACGAGCUGACCAACGACCCCAUCACUCUGAAAUGUAACCACAGAUUCUGCCAGCGAUGCAUCGGAGACCUGUGGAGCGUCAGCCCCAACGGGCCGUACCACUGCCCGGAGUGGAGGUGUAAAACUGUCUACCAGACUCUGCCGUUUGACAAGAGUCUGAUACGACCACCACCCACCCCCAGUGGACCCCCCACUCAGCCCCGGCGACCUGCAGGCACGUCCAAUAACGAUAACGGACAAAACACGCACGACUCGUCCCUGAGAAGGCCGUCGCUCACCAGCCGACUGCUCGGGAAGAGAAAGGCCAGCACGCCUGUACCGGAGCAACCGGACACGAAGCGAUUGACCGUGGAGCCUCAACGUGAGCGGUCCGCCGACGCAGAGAAUCCAACCACUUCUUCUUCAGACAAACCUGGCCAGUCGGCUGAUCCGAGGACACCCAAGAAAGAAGCGCGGCCGGAGCCUGCGCGGCCUGAGCGUGGCGACGGCAGAUCCUCCAGCGAGAGCUCCGGCAUUAAAACGGCGCCUGCGAGUAAGGGACCGCGAAACAUCUCGGCGCAGCAGAAUUCAGAGCAAGUCGUCUCAUUGGACGACUCUGACAGCUCCGAUGAAGUAGAUAUAUGCGAUGCGCCUCCCCUUGCAACCCCCAAGAAAGACGCACAGGUUAGAGGGAUUCCCGUAUUGCCAAAGAAACCUGCAACACCCGCGGCCGCGACGCCAUCGCCGAGUCGGUUUGGCUUUUUCUCCAGGCCGGAGAACAGGAGCGCCAGUCACGUGACCUGCCAUUAUUGCCCUAAAACGAGGAGUCAGUCCGCCGUGAAGACCUGCCUGGUGUGCGGUGCGUCCAUGUGCUCGGAGCACCUGCGCCCCCACCUGGAUUCCCCCGUCUUCCAGAAUCACACCCUGGUUCCUCCCGUGGAGGACAUCUCUCUGUGGAGGUGCCAGGAUCACCAGGAGAUAAACCGGAUCUACUGCCGUCAGUGCGGAGUGUGCGUGUGCACCGUGUGCACCGUCAUAGGCUCCCACCGCGACCACGUCUGCGUCAGCAUCAGGGAGGCGGAGACGGAGCUCAGGGGGAACCUGAAGGACGACAUCAAGCAAUUACAGGAGGCUGAACAACAAGUGAAGAACAGACUGACUGAAUUCACACAGAAGAAAGAUGCUUCCACUGUGGUUUUGAGUGACGCACGAGCAGGAGUGAUGAAGCAGUACGGAGCCAUCAGAGAGGCCUUGGAGCAGGAGGAGCAGUCAGCCCUCCAGUGCGUGACCAAGGAGGAGAAGAGGGUUCUGGGAGGACUGGAGGAGAAACUUUCCCACCUCCGGACCUCCCUGCAGUCAAUCCAACAUGGCCUCCACACUCUGGAGGGCCUGGCCGAUGCCAAGGGAGACAAACGGAUCCAGGACCAGGCCUUCAUCAUGGAGUACAGCAAGAUCUCCCAAAUGGCCAGCGACGUGGGGAGCUGUAUCGAGCAGUUUGAGGCGCCGGAGGAGGUGGAUUGCGCCCGGCUGAAAUGCCUGCAGAGCUGGACGGAGAAACGACUCGACGCAGUUGUCAUCACCACGCCUAGCAAAGACCGAGAUCUCUACAGGCUGCAGUAUGGCACCGUCCCCGUGUUGGAUGCAGAUACAGCACAUCCGAAGCUGCAGCUGUCUGAUAACAACAGGACGGUCAUCUACAGCGAGGCCCAGCAGGCCUACACGGAGCACGAGGCUCGCUUCAGCUCCUUCCCGCAGGUCCUCGCCUCCCACCCUCUGGAGGGGGGCCGCUGGUACUGGGAGGUGAACGUGUCCGUGGACGACGGCCGCUGGAAGGUGGGCCUGUGCGAGGGUCAGAUAGAGAGGAAAGGCCAGAAGGACAACUCACGUCUGGGGUUCAACAGCUACUCCUGGUGCCUGGCAUGUGACAGAAGGAAGGUGGAAGCUCUGCACAAUAAGGUCUCAGUUCCCGUUGACGCGCAAAGGCUCGAAAGAGUCGGGGUGUUUCUCGACCUGGAAGAGGGGAUUUUAUCGUUCUUUAAUGUGACACCAGAGGGCAGUGUAGCUUUAAUGCAUUCGUUCAGGCACAGGUUCACAGGCCCUCUGUACCCGGCCUUCUCCGUGUCUAAAACGCAGCUGGCCGUCUGUGAUCUGUUCCAGUCAUAAACCAUCAUACCAACCACUUCUACCUAAAAUAUACAGAAUAUAUCAGGGCCCGCUGCCCUUUUCUCUGUUUGUUUUUCCAUUUAACCAGGUGUCUCUGGGAGCAUAGCAUAUUCAUAAACUGUAUAUGUUUCUAGGCUUCUGCCAACAUCCUUGGAUUGUACUGGAAUCGUUGAAAUGCUGUUUACUGUACAUGUCACAUUCCAAACUUUACCAGCAUAGUUUUGAUAUAUAUCUUGAGAUGUGAUGAUUGAUAUAUAUAUAUAUAUAUCUAUAUAUUCAUUCAUUUUUAACUGUUUUUUAAACUGUUUUUAUGAGCCAGUGGUCAAAUGAACACGUAUUUAAAUAUCAGAGAAUACAAACCUGGAUUUUAUUUUUUUUUGAAGGUGUUAAAAGAAACACCUUGUGCGUUUUACUCGUCUCAUAUCAUUCCUCCUCGAUGCCUUUCUACUGAAUAAAACAUUCCAAGAGUUUAAAAAACAAAAGAACAAAGUAAAAUGGU